Ictalurus punctatus (channel catfish) is the source of this 7992-nucleotide messenger RNA. RefSeq names its product DNA (cytosine-5-)-methyltransferase 3 beta, duplicate a (gene dnmt3ba). Gene Ontology annotation, cellular component: nucleus. Bases 121 to 4743 code for a protein of 1540 amino acids. Gene Ontology annotation, molecular function: DNA (cytosine-5-)-methyltransferase activity, acting on CpG substrates; protein binding; DNA binding. Lineage: Eukaryota; Metazoa; Chordata; Actinopteri; Siluriformes; Ictaluridae. Gene Ontology annotation, biological process: negative regulation of transcription by RNA polymerase II. The transcript is spliced from 27 exons. The record is from RefSeq and is a predicted model, not a curated record.
AAUGGAGGAGGGGGUUUAGGGCAGAUCUAUGCAUUGGGGUUUUAGUUUCUAGGGUAUAGACCUAGUGGCCUUCGGGAGGGAAAGCAAGCAGAGUUCCCAAAGAAGCGAUAGUUGGAUAGAAUGUUGCAUGUUGGCAAGCAACGCACAGACCGAAUGACAGCCCAUAGAUACCAGAAAAUGGCAACAGUUGUUAACCUGGAACUAGAUGACCAUCAGGACAAAUCUAGCCGCUAUGAACUCCUGGCCUGGCUUAACAAUUUACUACAAACUAAGUUUACUAAUAUGGAAGAGAUAUGCUCAGGGGCAUGUUUUUGCCAGCUGAUAGACUGGCUCUUUCCAGGGUCCAUUGACAUGAACAAAGUGAAGUUUCAGUGUCAGGAGAAGGCAGACUUUCGCCACAACUAUAGUCUUCUGCAGACAGGAUUCAGAAAAAUGGGUGUCACAAAAAAUAUCCCAGUGGAAGAGCUCGUAACAGGGAAAUUCAAGCCUAAUUUUGCUUUUCUGAAGUGGUUCCGGAAGUUUUUCCAAGCUAACAUGACUGGGCAGGUAUAUAACCCACUGGAGGCACGUAAUGGACAAGAGAUUGCACAUGCACAACCUAAUUUUCAGUCUCCCCAGAGAUCAAAAUCACCAACAAACCUCAGUAUGUCUGGAAAAGGGAAGGAGGAUACUGACUCAGAUGUGGAUGUCCCUGAAAAAAAGUCCAUUACUUUUGACCCCCAGUGGCAAGAAACCUUCAAAUGGAUCAAGCCCAGCACUCUGGGGGAUAUCUAUGCAUACUGUACAAUCUGUGAUUUAAAUAUUACUGUGUUUAACUCAGGAUUGCUUGAUUUAAAACACCACCAGCAGUGUAGAAAACACAAAAUGCAAGAAUUAAAGGCAUCCAGAAAAGGAAACCAGGUCAAGGAUUUCACAUGCAGUGAACUCAUGCUGCGCUUCAUUCAAACCCACUGUCUGCGUACUCACACUGAGAAGGUCUCCCAGCGUACAGCUAGACAUGUUCUUGGAUUACAGUACCCAAAAGACAUUUCUGCUGCUGCUAAGAAGGUCUCUUACUGUAUCUACCUUUAUGGACAUGUGGCACUAGAUAAAGAGAGUGAGGAAGAGAACUACAGCUGUGUAGUACUUCUGGGGUUCUUUGACGAAAAGGCUGCAAAACAUCGCAUAAGAAUUCUUGAUAUCUUUCAGCGUGUAGACUCUGAUGAUGCUAUUGUUGAAUCUUUGAAGGACAUUCUGAAACGAUUUGAGUUACCUGUGAGAAACAUGGCAGCUUUCUAUGUUGAUGACCAGGAUGAGAUGUCUGGGAAGGUUUCCCUGGAACUGAAGAACCUCAAUCCAAAUGCAGUGGCUCUUGGUGGGCUUUAUAGUUUGGCAGACUCAGCCUGUAAUGCUGGAGUAAAGGCCUUUUCUGACAAGGUUCAGCAGCUUAUUGUUAACGUUUAUGAACACUGUUCUACUUGUUGCACUAAAAAUGACCAUCUUAAGGGAUUGUUUGCUGGUGUUUGUGGCCUUGAUGGUUCUGUCCAUUCGCUCUCCCAGAACAGCAAAACAUUUUGUAUCCUAAUAAAGAAGGUGCUUGAAAUGUGGACAGACCUGAUCUCAUACUUCACUUCCUGCAGUGAGAAUGAUGACAAGGCUAAACACAUCUGCUCUCAAUUGGAGGAUCCCAAACUCAGGAUCUCCUUCAUGUUCCUGGACCAUGCCCUUGGACCACUUAAAACCUUUAAUGAUCGUCUAGAAAGGCGUGAGGGUUUUGCUCGUGCAGACCUUGUUCAGAUCCUACGGGAAGCAAGUGGCCUACUUCGCUCUUAUGCCUCAUCAUUUCUCCAUCCUCAGGCUGUGGUGCAUUUUCUGAAAGAACAAGACCUAGCCAUCCUUGAGAACCCAAAGCUGCACCUUCCUAGCAAUGAACUGAGCUUUGGUGGGAAUGCAGUGGAGAAAUUUCUGUCUGAGAGGGAAGCAGAGCUGACUGACUUUCUGAAGACAUUUCAGGAUGGGUGUAUAGCUUUUUAUAAGGCACUUACAGCUUGCAUUGCUGAGGGGCUGCCAUUGAGUGACGGUAUCCUGAGGAGUAUGUCUCAACUUCUAAGCCCGGAAGGACGGUUAAAGGUCACAAGCAAAGGUGUUGUAGAACUUGGUGAACAGUUUGGCCUCGUAAUCAACCCAGAGGUAUCUGCCCAGCUCAGAGAUGAGUUUCUAGAAUAUCAGCUCAUUGAGGAAGGAAAUGGGGAAGACAAUGGUGAGAAUGGACAUGCUGAAGGACAACCAGUUUGCUUUCCUAGUCCUUCCUUGGAGCAUCAUUGGAGUUCUGUCCUCAAGACCACUGCCAAAACAUCUGUCUUUAGGCAACUUGUCCUUAGUCUUUUGGCUUUGCCCUGUCCACCUCUUGAAGCUGAGAAAGUCUUUGCUCAGGCAGUGGAGAAUGGGGACAUUGGCCAAUUGGAUGACCAUUUGGCAAACAGUGAGUCUGAUUCCCUCAAAGAAGUGGAUUCCACUAAUGACGAUUCAUCCUCAGAAGUCUCCAGCACUAAGGCAACGCCUGUCAGAAACGGGAGGAAAAAGAAGACAUUAAAGCUGAGUGACCUUUCAGUCUCAGUGAAGCCAUGCACGGUGCGACUGCAGAAGAUAACCAAUAAGACAGCAAUGGACAUAAACAAAAAUGGGGACCAAGUGUUUACUGAAGAUGAUGUAGUUUGGACUAAGGAGGACUCCAUUAGGGGGAUUUAUGGUUGGGAAAGCAGUUUGCGACAGAAGCCGCAGGCCCGCACUGUCUUUCAGGCUGGGUCAGCCACAUGGGCCAAACCACAGAGCCUCCAAUUGGACAAGAAGGAAGAGGCGACAAAAAAUGAUGGAGGCCAAGCUGUAUCAAGCAUCACUACACCAAGUCCCAAGCCUGGAAAGAGAGCACAAAUGUACCAGGAUGGGAAGGGUUUUAAGGUUGGAGAGCUGGUGUGGGGGAAAGUGAAGGGUUUCUCAUGGUGGCCUGGUCUUGUGGUGGCCUGGAAGACAAAGACAUCUCCCCAGUAUCUGAGACGUGUUGAAUGGUUCGGAGAUGGCAUGUUCUCAGAGAUUUAUACAGAGAGACUAAUGCCUUUUGCAGAAUUUGCAAAGUGCUUCUGCAACAAUUCAUAUGCCAGUCUGCCCACUUACAAAGACGCCAUUUACCAAGUUCUUGAGUUGGCAGGUGAGCGUUGCUCACGGACCUUCACAGCCUCGGGGAACAAACAAGAGAUAAAGGCCAUGCUGGACUGGGCUUUUGGGGGCUUUCAACCCACAGGCCCUGAGGGAUUUGCACCUCCAGGUACUUGUGCUUCAUCUGUCAACCAAAAGGCUGAGUCUUCAGACUCUUCUGUGUCUGAAUAUCAACCUCCAGCCAAGAGGAAAUAUGUCCACAGAGGCAGACCUUCCACAACUCAGGAGUACACAAGAGAGCAAAUGGUUGAUCAAGUUUCAGUAAAAGGGAAAAACAUUGAAGAUUUCUGCCUCUCAUGUGGCACUCCAGACACUGAGAUUUUCCAUCCACUCUUUGAAGGCAGCCUUUGUUUAAAAUGCAAGGAGAAUUUUACAGAGACUUUAUACAGAUAUGAUGAAGAUGGAUAUCAGUCUUAUUGCACUAUCUGCUGUGCUGGCCUGGAGGUCAUUUUGUGUGGCAAUGCCAGCUGCUGCAGGUGUUACUGUAAGGACUGUCUGAAUAUGCUGGUUGGACCAGGGACAUUUGACAAGUUGAAAGACGUAGAUCCAUGGAGCUGCUACAUUUGCCUGCCCCCUAACAAAUAUGGUGUGCUUAAGCUCAGGCCAGACUGGAGUGUGCGUGUUCAGGAGUUCUUCGCCAAUAACAGUGCCUUUGAAUUUGAACCACACAGAGUGUACCCCUCAAUUCCCGCUCAACAGCGCCGGCCUAUCAAGGUUUUAUCCCUCUUUGAUGGAAUUGCAACAGGUUACCUUGUUCUGAAAGACCUAGGCUUCAAGUUAGAGCGUUACAUUGCUUCGGAGAUCUGUGAGGACUCUAUUGCUGUAGGGAUGGUCAAGCAUGAAGGAAAGAUUGAAUAUGUCAAUGAUGUGCGCACCAUCACCAGGAAACAUCUGGCAGAAUGGGGACCGUUUGACCUUCUGAUUGGUGGUAGUCCCUGUAACGACCUAUCCAUGGUGAACCCAGCCAGAAAAGGCCUUUUUGAGGGCACAGGCCGACUGUUCUUUGAAUACUACCGUAUGCUAACUAUGAUGAGGCCAAAAGAAGACGAUGACCGGCCUUUCUUCUGGCUCUUCGAGAAUGUGGUGGCCAUGAGCGCACAUGAUAAAGCUGAUAUUUGUCGCUUUUUGGAGUGUAAUCCGAUCCUAAUUGAUGCUGUGAAAGUGAGUCCCGCCCACAGAGCGCGCUACUUCUGGGGCAAUCUACCUGGAAUGAACAGACCACUGUCUGUAUCACUCAACGACAAAGUAGAGCUGCAGGACUGCCUGGAAGUUGGUCGGGUUGCUCAGUUUAAUAAAGUUCGCACCAUCACAACAAAAUCUAAUUCCAUUAAGCAAGGAAAAAUGGGCCCUCUUCCUGUUACCAUGAAUGGGAAGGAGGAUUACCUUUGGUGUACAGAGAUGGAAAGGAUAUUUGGCUUCCCUAAGCAUUACACUGAUGUGAAUAACAUGAGUCGAGGCCAGAGGCAGAAGGUUCUGGGGCGUUCCUGGAGUGUUCCUGUGAUUCGUCACUUAUUUGCACCACUGAAGGAUUACUUUGCAUGCGAGUCUUAGUUAUCCUUUAACUACUAUGGAAGUAUAAUUGUGCCAACUGUCCUCAAGGCAAAAUGGUAUGUUGAAUUACAUAAAUCGAAUAAAACCGUAUCACGAUAACAAUACUUGAAUUUUUCUGCCCAGCAAUUUGACACAAAUUGAAAAAAAAACCCCAAAAAACACAGCAAUAACCAUGCUUGAAUUAGUUUCCUCUGCAAUUCACUGGGUUUGUGUAUUUUGGUUGAAAACAAAAUUCCAUCAUUUAAAUUCAAUACAAACAUAUUCACCUUCCUAAAAUACAGUUCCAAAAUAUUCAAUUGUUAAAAUACCAUCUUCAUUAUUCGUCAGAUAAUAUUUCAACACAUUAUUUUUCAACCUCAAAUUCAGGCUGCAAAAAACCGGGUCUUAAAAUUCAGAUCUUAACAUCUGGGUCUCACAGGAAGAGCAAUGGAUUACUGAUACUACUGUAAUGUGCUGACAAGCCACAAGAGAAGAUGAACCUAGUGGACUGGUAUAAAGUUGGUUUGACGUUGGACGUUCUGUAUUCACAGAUAUGCGCAAAUUAAGGGACCGUGUCUAAAGUUACAUACGGCAUUGGUAUAUAUGUUUAACUUCAAUAGCAUUCGAAGGGAAUGACUUGGUCAUAAAACCAACUGUAAAGUGUUCAUCUAGGUGUCAGCUAUAACGCGCAACUUUUUAUAAAAAAUCUAAAAGGUGUGCAUCAUAUCUGACACCUACAGGAACACUUUACAGUUGGUUUUGUGACUGUAAGUCAUUCUCUUCAAAUGCUAUUGAGAUUUAAACUAUGGUAUAUUUGUGUAUAUGUCCAUACAGUAUAAAACAUCACAAUAUUUAGAUAUGAUUUGACAGUUUAUUUAAUUAAAAAUCAAAAAUCAGAAAUGUGUGCAUUAUAGCUGACAUUUGGAUGAACACUUUACAGUUGGUUUUAUGAACAAGUCAUUCCCUUCGAAUGCUAUUGAAGUUAGAAACGUGUAUACCAAUGUCGUAUGUAACUUUAGAGACGGUCCCUUAAUUUGUGCAUAUCUGCGAAUACUGAACGUCCAACGUCAAGCCAACUUUAUGCCAGUCCGGUCAGUUCAUCUUCUCUUGUGGCUUGUCAGCACAAUCCCACCACUAGCGGGCUGGCCCAGAGUAGCAUGUUACAGUAGUAUCGGCAAUCCAUUGCUCUUCCUGUGAGACCCGGAUGUUAAGACCUGAAUUUUUGCAGCCUGAAUUUGUGAGGUUGAAAAAUAGUGUUGAAAUAUUAUCUGACAAAUAAUGAAGAUGGUAUUGUAACAACUAAAUAUUUUGGAACCGUAUUUUAGGAAGGUGAAUAUGUGUGUAUUGAAUUUAAAAUGCUGGAAUUUUGUUUUCAGUCAAAAUAUACAAACCCAAUGUAUUGCAGAGGAAACUAAUUCAAGCAUUGUUAUUGCUGUGGGUUUUUUUUUUUUCAAUUUGUGUCAAAUUGCUGGGCAGAAAAAUUCAAGUAUUGUUAUUGCGAUAACUUUUUAUUCGAUUUAUGUAAUUCAACAUGCUAUUUUGCCUUGAGGACAGUUGGCACUAUUAUACUUCCAUAAAACUACUAUCCUUUAACAACCUUGAGAUUCAAAAGGAGAGGAAAAGUAAUGCCUUGGAAUUUUUUACCUACAACCCUAAAAUCUGUUUCUUAGCAAUUUUUUUAAUUAAUGAAUUUUUAGAAGAUUUUUGGUGUUUUGCAAACUUUGACCUUUUAGAAAAUCUGUUUUAUGACACACUGUUAUUAUUUUAAAGUCACCUGGUCGCUUUUUUCAGCUUCAGCAAGGUCAGGAUGCACGGACACUUUUUGGUUUUAAACAUUCUAUGUACUGUUGAUCUAGUUUUGUUUAGACUGUCUUUUUUUAGUCUGUCUUAAUGAAAAUGUUGUGCUAGGGAGCCACUGAACCCCCACCCCACUACCUCAGUUAUAAUUUGUGAUUGGUGCAUUAUCUGGAAAAAUGCUGUUUACCUAUUUAUACGUUAAUGAAUGACAGUGAGUUGGGCUUAUAGGCACUCUUAAUGCUACAUAAGUUUAUCAGGUCAGGAAUUUUUUUUAUAAAUAAUCAUCAGACUGGUCAUUUAAAUUCAUGCCAUCAUAUAUUUUUCAGAAAUUUUUCUGUCUCAGUAUACAUACUACUUUUACAUUACCAUCACUGAUAUUCUCGACAAUUUUAAAUGUAAUCAUGUAAUAUAUUUUUAUAGUACAAAUCCCAAAGCUGAUUCGAAUAUGAAAAAAAAAUCUAAUCAGAAAUUGAAUAAGCCUCAAUUUGACAAGUUGACAGCUUUACUUUUUGAGCUUUUGGUGCUAUCACUUUUUAUUGAAGUUUCUCUGAAUAUAAAGGGGAGGAAAAGUUUUAAAUUUAGUAUUUUAUACAUGACUACUGUGAUUCCUGAAUAUAUUUUAACAUGACUACCAUUAUCACUGUAUUUUGAAUGUAGAAUCAGACCACAUGAACAGUUUGUGCUUUGUUCACAUUAAGAAAUGCCAAAAAAAAAAAAACAUUCUGUGGCUCCAAUUGUCCAUUCAUCAUUAAGAUGCUAUAAACAUAGGAAGUCAUAUUUAUCCAGGACAGUUUGAGGUGCUAACAAAGCAGCAUUUGCUUGGUGCAUGGUGCUUAUUCUGUGGAAGUUGUAAAAUUAGUAUUUAUUCUGUAUACAAAAUUAUGUUGAUCACGUACUGUUUACUAGCAUGUUCAUUAAACCUGUUAGAGCAAUACUUCAUAACAAAUAAACAAAAUUCCGAGGUCACACCUGUGGUGUAAACUGAAACGGUGAUGCAAGAUGUUUGAGGUCUAACUAGUGGUGAAGUCAUUCAUGUAAGCUAUGUGAAAUGUCUUUAUAUUGCUUUCUGUAGCAUAGUAAAUGUUAGCACACCAGGAGAAUCUACUAAACUGUUUACACAAGCAGGUCUCAUUUCCAUGGAGAAUACUUGACUGAUCAGUUGUUGCUGUUGUUUUUAAUUAAUUCCUUUUUUUACUUUCUUGAGAGUGAGUUUUAGUGUUGUCCUCUUGAACUUUUCUACUGAGUGAUUAUGUUAACAUCAAGCUUUUAUAUCUGGGUUCUUACUGUCAGAAGGUGAUCAUUGCUGUUCAAGCGAGUGAUGGUCUCCUAUAGUGUCAAGCAUAAAAGCCACAUGAAAUGGUUACAACUCAUGGGCCAAGUUUACAUUUUUAUUUUGUAACUUGGUAUUCCACUAAGUUUGAUUGACAUGUGAUGUAACUGGCAACUAAUAAAUUGUUUCAACGUACUGUUUAA